Molecule: messenger RNA, 543 nt
Organism: Notodromas monacha
Lineage: Eukaryota; Metazoa; Arthropoda; Ostracoda; Podocopida; Cyprididae
Source: the annotation of a GenBank genome assembly
AGAGGUUCGAAACAAAAAAAAAACGCGCAGUCGGGAAUCAUGUCUUCUGGUGGGAUCGACACUAAUUGCAUGACGCUGACGAGAUACACGUUGGCAGAACAGACCAAGGUGCCUGGGGCAACUGGGGAUCUCACCCAGCUUCUGGUCUCCAUUCAGACUGCCGUCAAGGCCAUCAGUUCCGCUGUCAGGAAGGCUGGUAUUUCACAACUGUUUGGAGUAGCUGGAGACAUCAAUGUACAAGGGGAAGAAGUGAAGAAGCUGGAUGUUUUGUCCAAUGAGCUCUUCAUCAACUUGCUGAGAUCAUCGUACACAACGUGUCUCUUGGUGUCAGAAGAAAAUGAGACUGUGAUUGAAGUUGAGACUGAGAGACAAGGAAAGUACAUUGUCAUGUUCGACCCACUGGAUGGUUCUUCCAACAUCGACUGUCUUGUCUCCAUUGGGUCCAUUUUUGGAAUCUGGAGGAGGUCCCCAGAUGCUGAAGGGCCACCUGUUGUCCAGGAAGCUCUGCAACCCGGGAGGCAGAUGGUGGCUGCAGGUUAUGCC